This is a messenger RNA of Saprolegnia parasitica CBS 223.65, 562 nucleotides long. RefSeq lists its product as hypothetical. Gene Ontology annotation, biological process: maturation of SSU-rRNA from tricistronic rRNA transcript (SSU-rRNA, 5.8S rRNA, LSU-rRNA). The transcript has a single exon. The record is from RefSeq and is a predicted model, not a curated record. The coding region runs from base 25 to 519 and encodes 164 amino acids. Gene Ontology annotation, cellular component: nucleolus; preribosome, small subunit precursor; 90S preribosome. NCBI's taxonomy places the organism in Eukaryota, Oomycota, Saprolegniomycetes, Saprolegniales, Saprolegniaceae.
CUCGGAUCAUUUCCGAUCUCGAGCAUGGGCAAGGUCCGCCGCACCAAGACGUACCGCGUGCACCAGCCGGCGGCUGUCGCCGCCACCAAGGACGACGACGCUGCGUCGGAUGCCGGCGAGCCCGAGGUCGGCGAAGCGCACUUGAGCCGCGGCCAGCGCAAGCGCCAGAAGCGCCGCGACGCGUUCCUCAAGAAGAUGGGCAUGGUCCAGCGCACGGUGGCCGAGAAGGAGAAGGCGGCCAAGAAGGAGACGGACGGCAUGUUUGGCGACCUCGAAGAGCUGCAAAAGUCGCUCUUCUCGGAGGCGCCGGCUGCCGUUAAAGUCGUCGAGGCCGCGCCCAAGACCGUCUCGCAGAUGACCGGAAAGCAGAAGAAGCGCAUGGCGAUGCAGGAGCUCGGCCAUCUCAAGGCCGUCCAGACGCACCCGGCGUUCCAGUCCAACCCGUUUGCGGCCAUCCAGAUGCAUCUGCAAAACACCGUCGUGCACAACAACGAGCACGCGACCAAGACCAAGAAUUAGACACCCCCACCCUGUACGAGCUAAUAUACUACUUACUACCUAC